Molecule: messenger RNA, 1725 nt
Organism: Paramuricea clavata
Lineage: Eukaryota; Metazoa; Cnidaria; Anthozoa; Malacalcyonacea; Plexauridae
Source: the annotation of a GenBank genome assembly
AUGGCUUGUUGCCCAACGGAAGAGAAAUAUGGCUACGAAGAUAGCAGGUUUGAGAAAGAUGUCGACGAAAAUUUUCAUUGUUCAAUCUGCUACAAUGUUCUUAAAGAACCAAGGAUGUGUAGAAAUAAUGAACACGUCUUUUGUCUUGGCUGCAUCAGUGAACAUCUGAAAGUAAAUUCUCAAACUUGCCCCGAAUGUAAUGAACAUUUGAGCGUCGAUACGCUUCGUCGACCACGUUUAGUCAAUAACUAUUUGUCUAAGCUAAAGAUUAAUUGUGAUUAUGCCAGUCGAGGAUGUCCUGAGUUUACUUGUGUUGAAGGUCUCGAAACUCAUGUUGCCAGUUGCGAGUUUUCUCCUGUGUUUUGUUCAAAUGAAAAUUGUGGCAUGGAGAUUAAUAAGCAGGACAAGGUCCAUCACGAGACUGAAAUUUGUGGAUAUAGGAAAGUGAAAUAUCAUGAUUUUGGACAGAUACAGGAAGAUAUCGGUACGUUGACAGGAAGUCUAAUAGCACUGAACGGGAAAGUGGGAGAAGUGGAAAAAAACAUGGAGACUAAUCAUGCUGAAAUGAAAAGAAUUCUGGGGAAAUUGGAAGGAAGCUUAGUGGGAAUGAAUAAAAGGAUCCACGAAAAAGUGGAAGCAUCGAAGAACAGCCAUGAUGAAAUGAAACAUGACCAACAUGAAGUUAAGAAAGAAAUGGGAGCUAUGAAAGAAAAUCUCUCAAAAAUGAACAAAGACGUGGACGAAGUCAAAGUCAUGAUGAGUCAAAUGUUAGAAGAGCUAAAUGUGCUUGAAUUGCGUAACAAACUUCCAUCUCCUACCGCGGGAAUGUUUAAUACACUAAACGAAGAUAUUUUGAUUGCAGGUGGCUCUGGCCGCGAUUCGGGAUGUAGUGCAGAAAUAUUUUCCUGGGAGAAGAAUGGUUGGUAUGAGAUUUUGCAAAUGAAUGAACGUCAUGCGGGAGCUUCAUCAUUUAUUUAUAAUGAUCAGCUAUUUGUUGUUAGGGGACAGGGUACUAAUACAAUAGAAACUUUAGAUCUCAAUGAAUUACCUUUGAAAUGGAUGACAUUUUCUGACGAACUUCGUUAUGAAAGUAUUGGUCAUCAAUCUGUUGUUCACCAACAGCAUGUCAUUCACAUUGGUGGAUGUAAUUAUUACGAGGAAGAGUCUAACGUGAUUAGUGAAUUGCAACUUACCUCACCUUGCACACUGAAAGAGUUGUGCCAAAUGCCCCAGCCACGAUAUUGUCAUGGCGCUGAAACCUUUGAAGGUAAAGUCUUGAUCUUGGGCGGAGUAGGUGAUGAUAAUGUUGUUUUAGACAGUGUGUUGGAGUUUGAUCCAGAGAAGAAUGAAUGUAAGGAGCUGCCAUCAUUACCACAUCCUCUGAAAGAAAUGGCAACAGUUCGCUGGAGAGAUCAAGUAGUUGUACUUGGAGGUCGUGAAAAGGAUGGUCAAGUUCUGAAUGAUGUUUUCAUGUAUGACUGUAAGACGGGCAAGAUCACAGUCUUACCAUCCAUGUUGCAGAUUAGAUAUUAUUGUUGUGCAGUUAUCACUGGAAAUACAAUUGUAGUCGUGGGAGGUAGGAAUGAAGAUUAUGAUCCUCUCAGUUCAGUGGAGUGUUUCACAAUGGGAGGUUUCACAUGGAAAUAUCUUCCCAGCAUGAAUAACGAACGGUCUGAAGCAGUUGCUGAAGUUCUACCCUCAACAGGGAAACAUGUGUAUGUUUGA